Molecule: messenger RNA, 4953 nt
Organism: Cariama cristata (Red-legged seriema)
Lineage: Eukaryota; Metazoa; Chordata; Aves; Cariamiformes; Cariamidae
Gene: NCKAP5
Product: NCK-associated protein 5
Exons: 11
Coding region: 4-4953 (1649 amino acids)
Biological process (GO): microtubule bundle formation; microtubule depolymerization
Cellular component (GO): microtubule plus-end
Source: RefSeq, a predicted model, not a curated record
AGAAUGGAGGAGACAGUGAGAAAUCUGCUACAGAGCCAAGGAUCCACAGGCCAGCAUGGAGAAGGAACUGUCAAUAUCAUGAAGGUAUAUCAGGAAAAGCUGUCAGAAGAGAGUAGGAAAUGUAAAGAAGGCAUGGAAAAAAUUCACACGCCAGCAGAUGAAGAUUCAAGAAGUGAAAGCAGCAGCACUGAAGAGGAAAAAGAAAAGACAAAAUUGCUGUUGGAUCGUUUGAAAGCUCUGGAGGCAGAGAAUUCAGCACUGGCUCUGGAAAAUGAAAAUCAGAGAGAACAGUAUGAAAGAUGUCUUGAUGAGGUAGCUAAUCAGGUUGUUCAGGCUCUACUUACUCAAAAGGAUCUGAGAGAGGAAUGUAUAAAGCUGAAAACGAGAGUUUUUGAUUUGGAACAACAGAAUCGAACAUUAAGUGUGCUUUUCCAGCAGAAAGUCAAACCAGCUUCUGACCUUCUUCUUCAGAAACUCCAUUCACGCAUCUUAGACCUCUCAUCUGGGGAUUUGCUUUCAGAAGUAGAACGAAACAGAAGCUUGAUGCAAUCUCGAACUGCUGAUGCUCAGAUUCACGAAUGCCAGCAGAAUGUGAAAUCCAGUAUACCUGUCUUGAAAUGCCAGAGUCAAUUAAAUAUGACAGGUCCUAGCCGCCUGUAUCCCCGGAGCAGCUGCAGUAGCAGUGAACUCUCCCUCUCAAGUGCUUGCAGUGAAUAUUCCAGUGGUUCCUCCUACACUUGGAAUGAUGGAAAGACAUGCAGCAAAAGGUCAUCCAUGAGCUGGGAUAAAAGAAUAAGCAUUGGUUCUUCACUUCCAAGCAACCUCUCAAGUCCUGCAGAUGAUCUACCUCCAACUUGUAUCAAGGAAAACCGUAUCUUAGAAGGGCUGAAGAAAUUACAGAAGCAAAAAAUACUACUUGAAUCACCUUCAGUAAUAUCAAAAUGGGGUUACAAAGACUGCAUGAACUCUAAUGAAGGAAUAUAUUCCCCUGGAGUUAAAUGUGGCAGCCAUAAUGAACAGACUCAUUGUAAGCCAACGGAAAUAGGAAGUAUUUGCAUUGAACAUAACAAAACUUUCUCUUACGAUUCAGAUUCACAUGAUGAUGCAGAGGACGACUCUUCAUCCUUACUGUUGCUGCAGGAAGUACCAAGCAAAGACUGCAGGACCUAUUGUAACAAAUUAACUCACAGCAUUUCUGACAGUUUCUUUGACUGGGAUCCUCAUAGGAAACAUUUGCCAGAAAGAAGUUCAUAUUUUAAUUCAAAGGAAAGACCUGAAAAAUUGACUAGUUUUGUCAGUGGAUUUCAGGCAGAAGUAAAAUCAUGCACCAGAGCAAAGCUGCCUGAGUUACAGUUAAAUCAAAGCCAUGCUAAUAUAGGCUGGAAGGACCUUAAUUUUCAGCUUUCAGAUACUGAUGACAAUGAAGUCUUGGAUGAAUUGCAUAUAGAAAGCAGUGAUGAGAAAAGUCCAUCAGAUUUAUUAGCAACUCCUUUCACUGAGAAGUACACGAAGACCUCUGACAUACUCAAAGUCACGGAGAAUUCUCAGUUUGUAUCUACUGACAAAGAGGAAAAACAGAUAUCUGCUCACUCAGACAUUAGGCCAAAGACAUGUAAUUUCAUUAAACAACAAAAGGUUAUAAAAAAGACCUCUUCUGAAGAGUGCAUCACGGUAAUAUUCGAUGCUGAGGAUGGUGAGCCUAUUGAAUUCAGCUCACAUCAAACUGGAGUUGUCACUGUAACAAGAAAUGAAAUUUCAAUCAACCAGCCACAAACUAUGUCCAGUGCAGAAUAUACUGAACUUAUACCUCAGGGAAAAGCUGAUUUGCAGACAGGAACCAAUGCUAGAAACUACACUGCUUUAGAAAGACCUGAAGAUGAAACAAAGAAAAAGACUCUUGAAGAUAAUGCAGGGAAUAAAAAUACAGUUGUUCCCAUAACCUGCAGUGAAUCUUCGCACUGUGGAAGAGUGACACUGCAAAAUACUCCACGACAAAAACUAGUGAAGCCGGUGUAUGAUGUACCACACAAGGCCAAUUCAAGCUCCACUGUGCAUGCAGGAAUCAGUCAAAAGCCAAACCUGACUAAAAUACCCAGCAGAAGUAAAUUUUCUCCACAAAAAACUGCAAUGACAGAGAGCGAGGAGACACCUGUAGCUCAAUCGGUGGGCGCUGCAACCCUUGAAAAAUCACCUGCUUUGCCACCUGUAAAGCUUUCAAAAUUCAAAAAGGCACAAAGCCCACCUCGUAAUUUUGACUCAAAAGUUGACUUUCAGGUUCCAAAGCCCCCUGCCCACGCCCUGCCUGGUUUGAAACGUCCAGGCAGAGGUGAUGGGUCAAAGUAUCCAAAGAGUCAGAGUCCAGCAUCACCACUGUUGCCUCAGCACCUUAUAGAGCCCACUGACUAUGGAGAACCUCCAACCAGAGACUUUCGUUGUGAUUUAGCAACUGUCGAAGCCCGAUCACCGUCCCCACCCCUUCCUCCAGGCAGGUCAACAUCCCUGUUGAUUCGGCCUAAUUAUGCUCAUUCACCACCUGUAGCAAUAAAGUUAGGAGGAGCUGGUCCCAGUGGAACAGCAAAAAAUAUACUGAAAUCAUCACCAUUAAAAGGAACUGUGAACUCUGGCUUUCAUAAUCAAUCUAGUCAUGAAAUGCAAGCAAAAAAUGUAUCUUCUGGGGCCAAAAUUGAAUUACCUUACCUUCAAGAAAAUGCAGAAGCAAUUAUGCAAAAUAAAUGCAUAUCUCAGCAACCCCAGAGUGCACACCAAGGACUUUCCAAAGUUUCCACAAAGCAAGUCUGCCCAAAAAACCCUAACCAGCUGGGUCUCCACAGGAAUCGUGAGUUUUCCAAAACAGAUUUUCAGACAGCCAGAUCCUUUUCUCUAGGUUGUCCAUCAUUGGAAACAACUUCUUCACAAGAUACAUAUUCCAGCAAAAAAGAUAUUUCCAGUGACAGUGGAGUAGAUCAGCCACAAAAGAUGCCAAACAUUCUCCCUGCAACUCCUCAAUGUCAUACAACAAGCACAAGUGAGCCUUUACUAUCUCAGGUAAACAACUCCGCAUUGUCAACACUGUUUCAUGGUAGUGACACUGCACAUGCUACCCAAAACUCUAGUGAGAAAGGAAUGAAAACCCGUCUCCCUGUAGGACUGAAAUUAUUUGUCAGAUCUCCCCAGCUUCUCCGAAAGAGCUCUACUGUACCAGGGAAGCAGGAAAAAGACAGUAUAAAUGCAGCUUCCAAAAGUAAUGUGAGUUCAAGUAAGUACAAGCAAAAUGAAUCUAUAUGUGUAACCACCAGAGGUGCAACAGAUGCUGAAUUAAAAGACUCUAAGUCUGAUACUGAAGUGAAAAAUAAUUUUACUGUGGGACUUAGUGUGGAUACAGCACCACCUCAUUCACAUGAAAACUGCAACUUGGUGGUAGACAGGGUAGAUGGAUUAGAAAACAAAUUAGUUAAGAGAUCUGUUUCUUCUAGCAACAAGUCACAUUUGAAGCCAGCUCUGGGCAUGAAUGGAGCGAAAGCUCGAAGCCAGAGUUUUAGCAUUCAUACAGGGGAAAAGCCAUCUGCCCCCGUGACAGAAGGUCUCGGAAAAGUGCGGACUCAGAUUAUUACAAACACUUCUGAUAGAGGAAAUUCUCUAACAAGGCAGAACUCAGCCAUGGAAGGACUUCAAAUCAAGACCGUUCCUGGGUCAGCAGUGACACCAGAGACUCUAUCAUAUACUCCUAAAACUACAGAAAAUUCUUAUUCUAGACAAGGUUCUCGUGGAAAUAUGGGUAGUUGCAAUAGCCAGCAUGGAAGCCCAAGCAAACUGCCCUUCAGAACAUCUCCAAAAGUAGACUUGCUUCACGACGCUUCAAAAUGUGAUGGAAACAAACCAUUUUCUCAGAAAGAUGCACGCAGUCCAUCUCUCCAGAGUGAGAAAAGCACCGAAAGUUUUAAACACGAAGCUCUAAGUAAAAUAAGUGUUCUGCCAGCAGAAUUUGAGUUAGAAGCGUCAGCUACUGUAUCUUCCAAACAAAUUUCAUCAUUUCAAAGCUCAGAUGGAAUAAAGUGUUCUCAUAAACUGGAAGCAACAAAGUCACGAAGACCGCAGAUGUCUUUAAAGUUAGCAGAAGCCUCUGAGAAGGUUACCAAUGUUUUGAGUUCACCGACUCUACAACCUACAAUAGAGGAGAAAGUCAUGUUGUGCAUCCAAGAAAAUGUGCAGAAGGGUCAGGGACAACCCAAAUCUCCCACUGUGGAGACUAAACAAAAGACUGGGCCCUCUAUAGCUAGUUGGUUUGGCUUUCGAAAGAGUAAGCUCCCAGCACUGAGUAGCAGGAAAACUGAUGUUCCUAAAACAAAGGUAGAAAAAAAAGAUGCAAAAGUUGCAGGAUUUGGAAUUAAGCAGGCAAAAUUAGAGAGAAGAAAAGAAAAAAAGAAAACUGAACAACACUGUGAAAUAGAAAAUGAAAUUAACAGGAAAACAGACAAUGGUGACAUUUUAGCUGACAUCAUGGAGAGCAAAAUUAUGAAACCUUCACAAGACACACCUGGUGAGAUUGAGUGUGAACAAGUCAAAGGUUCCACCACAGCUACAUACUCACCAAAAGACAGCUUUAUGAAAGAGCUUUUGAACAGAGUUGAUAAGAAAGCAGCUCAGCAGACAGAAAGUGGAUCAAAUAAUGUUUCCUACAGGAGUGUGUCGAAGGGCAGCUCCCAGGGCUCCUCUCUUCACGGCAACUCUAUCAGCUCUCAAGGAAACCACAAGAAAAACAGCAACACAAAAGCUGAUAUGGAAAUGCAGAAUCAGACCCUGGCUAAAGUAGUCACAGAAAACCUGCAAGAAGAAGAGGACACCAUGACAAGGACUACAUGUCAGAGUCAUGUGAUAGGCACCGAAUCUGAGUCUCUGACAGGACAUAGUGGUUAUGGAGCAGAUCGGCUGGCAUUCCCCAAAGUCAGACUUUAG